Molecule: messenger RNA, 646 nt
Organism: Osmia lignaria (orchard mason bee)
Lineage: Eukaryota; Metazoa; Arthropoda; Insecta; Hymenoptera; Megachilidae
Product: histone H3
Cellular component (GO): nucleosome
Molecular function (GO): structural constituent of chromatin; DNA binding; protein heterodimerization activity
Source: RefSeq, a predicted model, not a curated record
GCGCGAUAGGGAGCCCAAGCGUAUUUGCUGAACUUUGAGUCAGUGUUGUUGGACGACUUUUCAUUUGAGAAGAAACAAAUCUAUAUAUAUGUAUAUCUAAUGGCUCGCACAAAACAAACUGCUCGAAAAUCCACUGGCGGUAAAGCUCCGCGAAAACAACUUGCAACAAAAGCUGCACGUAAAAGUGCACCUGCUACUGGAGGAGUGAAAAAACCACAUCGUUACCGACCUGGAACCGUUGCGCUUCGUGAAAUUCGUAGAUACCAGAAGAGCACCGAACUGCUAAUCCGUAAAUUGCCAUUCCAACGGCUUGUUCGUGAAAUUGCGCAAGAUUUCAAAACUGAUCUGCGUUUCCAAAGUUCAGCAGUUAUGGCACUUCAAGAAGCCAGCGAAGCAUAUCUUGUUGGUCUAUUCGAAGAUACCAAUCUUUGUGCUAUCCAUGCAAAAAGAGUUACUAUUAUGCCAAAAGAUAUUCAACUGGCACGUAGAAUUAGAGGAGAGAGAGCUUAAGCUUAUGUUCAAGUUCUUAUAAAUCGGCCCUUGUCAGGGCCAACAAAUGUCUACUUCGAAAAAUCAAUUCUGUUCUCUGUUUACGAUAAAAAAUGUUUUUUCUUAAUGUUAUAUUACAUGUUAAAAUAUAAGUCUU